UUUCGCUCCGUUCGGCUGAUAAUCGACGAUCGUCUUUCGAACGUCAUAUUACGUUUGUGGUUAGAUUUGUUCUCGUUGUUCGUCGCUCGAAAGAAUAUCGACGAUGUCGAAGAUGUUUAAGAUAUUUAAACCAUCCAGUGGUUUGAUCAAGCGUUAUCAAAGUCAGAUUCAAAACAAUCGCGACGCUUGGAGAACGAAGAUUAAGAAACACGCGUUCUAUUUGUCCGGAUAUCACAAAUAUGGACUAUAUACCCACGAUAUAUUUUACGACCAGGACCCUGUGAUAAGAGAGGCAUUACGUCGACUGCCAAUACAAGUGUUAGACGGCAGAAAUUUUAGGCUCAUACGUAGCUCUCAAUUGGACUUUCUGAAAAUACAUUUGCCCAAGGAAAAAUGGAUCACGUACGAACAAGAUAUGGAGUAUCGAUAUUUGGACCCGUACAUAGAAGAAAUCAAGGCGGAGAGAGACGAGAUUUACCAGUUUGGUUGCACUAAUUAUUCUGACAACGACUGGCCUAGUUGCGAAGUAAAAUAAGAGUAUUAUCUCUCGUUUGCUGUUUCUCAAAUAUACG
This is a messenger RNA of Bombus impatiens (common eastern bumble bee), 572 nucleotides long. RefSeq names its product cytochrome b-c1 complex subunit 7-like. The coding region runs from base 104 to 535 and encodes 143 amino acids. The record is from RefSeq and is a predicted model, not a curated record. Lineage: Eukaryota; Metazoa; Arthropoda; Insecta; Hymenoptera; Apidae. Gene Ontology annotation, biological process: mitochondrial electron transport, ubiquinol to cytochrome c. The transcript is spliced from 2 exons.